Poecilia latipinna (sailfin molly) is the source of this 1441-nucleotide messenger RNA. Its product is annotated as CD209 antigen-like protein A. Bases 51 to 728 code for a protein of 225 amino acids. The transcript has 6 exons. The record is from RefSeq and is a predicted model, not a curated record. Lineage: Eukaryota; Metazoa; Chordata; Actinopteri; Cyprinodontiformes; Poeciliidae.
GCCAAACAUAGAUUUCUUGCCCAUCGUCAGUGUUGCUCUCACAGGGUAAGAUGGCGCGAGCUGCUAAUCGACAGGCAGCUGAGAUCGAUUAUGUGAAUCAACCCGAUCCCUCCACUAACGGGCGUCCCAAGUUAGAGACUGGGGAAAAUCACGCUGAAUCGGGGACAAAGCUGCUCAGAAUGGUCGCUGUUGGCUUUGGGCUUCUUUGCAUCCUACAAGUUGCUCUCAAUGUUUCCCUUCGUCUGACUCUCCACAAACCUCAGCCCACACCAGAUGUGGUGUUUUGCAGUAAUGAGACUCAGGACAUGUGCAAGCUGAAGCAAGAGACCAGGGAGUAUCUCCAGAAAGGAUGGCUAUAUUUCUGCGACAGUUUUUAUUACAUGUCGUCCAUCAAGAAGACUUGGAACGAGAGCCGGAAGUACUGCCAGCAGGAGGGCGCCGACCUGGUGGUCAUCAACAGCAGAGAGGAACAGAACUUUACCACACAGUAUAGCAGGGGCAGGCUCACCUGGAUCGGACUGUACGAGUUAGGUGGGACAGAGCAGUGGAUAUGGGUGGAUGGAGCUCUGCUGACGGACAGCUACUGGGGCCCCAACGAGCCAAACAGGUUGGAAAAAGUAAAUCCAAGAUGUGUGGAGAUGAGGUUCUUCGACACCGAAAACAGCUGGAAUGAUAUAUCCUGUACCACUGAAAACUUUUGGAUUUGUGAAAAAGAAACAGCUCUGUAAACAAACAAACAAUCCAAAAUUUGGAAAAUGAAUCAGAAAUGUAUAAAAGGCUGAUUUUCUGUUGCUAGUAUAAGCAUUGUGUAUUUGGAUUUUUAAAUGUGUUUUUAAGAUGAAAGCCAUCGCUUUGAUAAUUUCUGUUCAUUUCUGUCAAUCAAUCCAUCAGUCGUAUUUAUUUGUAUAGCACAUUUCAGCAGGAUCUGUUUCCUUUUUUCAACUUUUGGUCUCUUGGUGACAUAAUUCUGAGGCGGACGUUUUCCUGCAGCAGUGCAAAACUGGCAUUCUUCUUAGUUGCGUUUUUUUUCUUCUUCUUCUUUGAUUACUUAUUAAAAAUUUGAAGGCAGAUUGUCUGUUUAUUCAGUAAUACCACACUUCACCCAGGAAGGUAAUCAUAAAUUAAUAACUGAGAUGAAACUACUUAUUUUCUGAUAAUCAGGCAGAGCCCUGACUUGUUCAUUUUGAGCCAAAUUACUAAUUUUGUUCAUUUCAUUUAUCAUCUGUUGCUAACUAUUUGUGGUUAUUCAAAGCAAACAAAAAAAAAGCAUUUUUCAUUGUGAGAAGCUGUUGAUCCCCUUUUUCACCGACCAAAUGUUGAUUUUUAGAAUGCAUAAAACUGAAAUUACCAUGCAGAAAACAUCCAGCUGUAGGAAAGUGGCUAAGUCAACUUCAGUACUUAUUAUUUAUCUUUGAGGCUUCAACAACUGUAGUUUAUAAUA